Molecule: messenger RNA, 405 nt
Organism: Didymodactylos carnosus
Lineage: Eukaryota; Metazoa; Rotifera; Eurotatoria; Philodinida; Philodinidae
Source: the annotation of a GenBank genome assembly
AUGCGAACACGACAACAACGAGCGCGAGUACAACAACAGCCACUUUCUGUCCUGUGGCAACAUCCAUCCUACAUCUAUGUGGUAAAUGGUCCAGCGGGUCCAGUUAUGUACAUAGCUGAUCAGCAAUAUCAACUCAUUAGACGCUGUGUCGAGAAUACAGGCAGUUGCACGGUUGUUGCACAAAACGGUGUCGGUGCUCCGACGGAUGUUUUCCUCGACCCUUCACUUAAUAUCUACGUGGCAGAGUAUCCAAAUUAUCGUGUGACAAAAUGGACUCCAGGCAACACGACGGCCGGUGCUCUUGUGGCCGGUGGAAAUGGGGUUAUCAGUGAACCUCAUCUCUUGCCAGACGUCGGGCAUCUGCGUCGGCUUGCUUGGAGAGAUCUACGUGCCCGAUUUAUGUAA